UCGUCAUCAUCGACAAUAAAUGGCAUGAAAACAACCAGCACACAUUACUAUAUAAACCGAUUCAUCUAGUAAGUCCAAAGUCACACAAACAUUAAACAAUCUAAACACACAACAAUCCAAAAGAAAAAAGAAAAAAAAAAAAAAUGGCUUCAAAUUCAGCACUUCUCAUGAAAACAAUCUUCCUCGUACUCAUUUUUGUCUCUUUUGCAAUCUCUCCAGCAACUUCAACUGCGCCGGAAGAAUGUGGAAGCGAGUCAGCGAACCCGUGCGUCAACAAAGCUAAAGCUUUGCCUCUCAAAGUCAUAGCAAUCUUCGUAAUCCUCAUUGCAAGCAUGAUUGGUGUUGGAGCUCCUCUCUUUAGCCGUAACGUUUCGUUCCUCCAACCAGACGGAAACAUCUUCACUAUCAUUAAGUGUUUCGCCUCCGGGAUCAUCCUUGGAACCGGUUUUAUGCACGUUUUACCUGAUUCUUUCGAAAUGUUGUCAUCUAUAUGUCUUGAAGAGAACCCGUGGCAUAAAUUUCCUUUCUCCGGAUUUCUCGCUAUGUUAUCGGGUCUAAUCACUCUAGCCAUUGACUCCAUGGCCACGAGCCUAUACACCAGCAAGAACGCAGUUGGUAUCAUGCCCCAUGGUCAUGGUCAUGGUCACGGCCCCGCAAAUGAUGUUACCUUACCAAUAAAAGAAGAUGAUUCGUCAAAUGCACAGCUCUUGCGAUACCGAGUCAUUGCCAUGGUCUUGGAACUUGGGAUCAUAGUUCACUCGGUGGUCAUUGGAUUAUCUCUAGGAGCAACUAGUGACACUUGCACCAUUAAAGGACUUAUAGCAGCUCUUUGCUUCCAUCAAAUGUUCGAAGGCAUGGGUCUUGGCGGUUGUAUCCUCCAGGCUGAGUAUACAAAUAUGAAGAAAUUUGUUAUGGCGUUCUUUUUCGCGGUAACAACACCAUUCGGAAUAGCGUUAGGGAUCGCUCUAUCAACUGUUUACCAAGAUAAUAGCCCAAAAGCUUUGAUCACGGUUGGACUUCUAAAUGCAUGCUCCGCUGGAUUGCUCAUUUACAUGGCACUCGUGGAUCUUCUAGCUGCGGAGUUCAUGGGACCUAAGCUUCAAGGUAGCAUCAAAAUGCAGUUCAAGUGUUUAAUCGCGGCUCUUCUCGGGUGCGGUGGAAUGUCGAUUAUCGCCAAAUGGGCUUAACUAAUACUCCAGAUAUUGCGGAAUUGAAAUCAUGUGGAUUUCAUUAUCGAACUAAAACCGUUUUAGGUUUACGUCUCGAUUCUCUAUCGGUUUUUUAUCUUCUCUUACAAAAGAUUUGCGUGGAUCUAUCACAUUUUAAGGAACAUGUCUUUUGGUAGAUAUGUAAAUGUGAUAGGCCCCACGAUUCAUAGUUUUCUUUUGUAUCUUCCUUUAUUUUGUCAAGGCAGUAUAGUUCAUAUCGUGUAAUGUUUUUGCAUCUCAUAUAAAUAAAUAAAACUUUUGCUGCUUUUUC
This is a messenger RNA of Arabidopsis thaliana (thale cress), 1479 nucleotides long. RefSeq names its product iron-regulated transporter 1 (gene IRT1). Gene Ontology annotation, cellular component: plasma membrane; early endosome; vacuole. Lineage: Eukaryota; Viridiplantae; Streptophyta; Magnoliopsida; Brassicales; Brassicaceae. The transcript is spliced from 3 exons. The coding region runs from base 144 to 1187 and encodes 347 amino acids. The record is from RefSeq and is marked reviewed. Gene Ontology annotation, molecular function: zinc ion transmembrane transporter activity; metal ion transmembrane transporter activity. Gene Ontology annotation, biological process: transmembrane transport; copper ion transmembrane transport; manganese ion transmembrane transport.